Messenger RNA from Galdieria sulphuraria, 1045 nucleotides. RefSeq lists its product as uncharacterized. The record is from RefSeq and is a predicted model, not a curated record. NCBI's taxonomy places the organism in Eukaryota, Rhodophyta, Bangiophyceae, Galdieriales, Galdieriaceae. The coding region runs from base 22 to 906 and encodes 294 amino acids. The transcript has a single exon.
UGUUCUUCUUGAACCGCAUUGAUGGUUGAUCACAACAUCCAUUCACUUUGGAUGGUGGGAUGGAAACCUUGUGCAUAUACUACUAUUACAUGGUUACCACCAGGUAAAGUUGCUUUUUCACUGAAAACUCCUGUACAAGGAAAACCAACUGUUAUUCUUCACCACCAACCAAGAAAAUCCUCGCCUAUCAACUUGUACAACUGUUCCAAUCAAAGUACGUCGUUUGACAACUCGGAGACCAACAAAGUAUAUCGAUUCGGAGCUUGGUUAGAUGAACAUAUUGCUGGAGACGCAUUACUGCAGUGUGAACGUAAUUGUCACAUACCCACCGAUUCCACCGUCACUAGGCAACAACAAGCCUAUUCCUUUUUCUGUUGUGGAGUAAAAGAAUUCGACGUGGGUUGUUAUGACGCAGCAGCCAACUGGUUCCAUAAAGCUACCGUAUACGGUGACCCAAGUUCCAGAACAGGUGGUCAGUAUCAACUGUGGACAGCACAAGCUUUACACGCCGCCGGAAAGCGCGAUACAGCAAAAAACGCAUUACAAAAGUUGAAGUAUCACAAAGACCGGGAUGUGAGAAAAGCUAGUCAACAGCUUUUAUAUAUUUUAGGUGCUCCACAGUUAAAAUUGGAUGCUUCCCAUUUUAUUUAUAUAGCAACUGCAAAAGUACCCGUCACCAAGAAUAGAGAGAAGAAAGUUGCUACUCACCCGGGGACUUACAAUUGUGUUGACUUCGUUAAGGAUAACUAUGCAUUUGUUCAAAAGACACCUGAAAAAUAUAGUUUGGAGUGGUUCGUUCAAAAAGAACCACCUCCACACAGCGUUAGUCGUAUGAAUACCAACCUCGUUUUGACUUUGGCAACCACGAUCAUCGUCAGUAUGCUCGUUUUCUUUUAUCAUAGUUGACUGGGCUAUUAAAGUAGUAAGAGAAGAUUUGACGACCGUGAAAAGAAGAAAAGUAUCAUUAGGGAGGGAGUUUUGUAAGAUAUAAAGUCUCAUUCAGACAGAGACUCGGAAUUUUCUUUGCCUUAAAAAAGGUGAAUCU